CGCUUUUCUUAAAGGUGGAAAGUAGGACAGAACAAGAUCAGUUUAAAGAUGCAUGAAGAUCAAGCGAAAUGAGAGAGUAAGAGGAGGAGCACUGCACAAUGACAUCAAUCUAGAGAUCAUAGAGAUUUACUCAACACCGGAGGACGAACAAGCCAGAUGGUGAAGGUACAGAGGGAAAAAAUCGCCGUAUGCAUGACCUGUCCUUUAUGCAAUAAGCUCUUCGAAGACGCCACCACGAUAUCAGAGUGCCUUCACACCUUUUGCAGGAAUUGCAUAUACGAGAAGUUAACAGAUGAGGAGUUGAAUCACUGCCCCGUGUGCAAUAUAGAUUUAGGUUGUGCUCCACUGGAGAAAUUAAGGGCAGACCACACUUUGCAAGGCUUAAGGGCUAAAGUCUUCCCUUUUGGAGAAAAAGCUGAUUCACCUGAGGUGAUGCCCUCAGUUCCAUGUUCAGGAAAAAGGAAGGAGAGAUCUCUCUCUUCAUUGGGGGUCAGCACACCUAGACUAUCAGCCCGGCCCGGUCUGAUUGGAAGAAGAUUAAAAUCUGCUGCAAGAAAGUCCCUUGUUCUACAAGACUCUAAUCUUUUUGUUGAUGAAUCUGUUAGAAAGGAGGAAGACAAUAAGAAAGUGGGAAUUUGCCAUAAUCCUUCUAAUGCUGAGUCAUCUAAGCAAUACAUGUCUAAUAAAGGUAUUGACUAUCCUGAACCAUGUGAAGGGAAAACUGAUUUGUGGAAAUCCAUAAAUUGCCUGGUGGAAGCUGCAAACAAAACGAAAUCUGUUAAAUUUACUGUAAAUGGUACAUUGGCAAAACCGGCACUGCCUGAUGCUCAUGACAAUGAAUCAGAUGUGCCUAAAGCCAAAAGAAAGAGACAUGGUCAUAAAUCAAAAGGCCAUGGUGAUGGAAAUGACCCAUCUUCUGUACCAUCAGGAUCAAUGAAACCUAGAAAGUUCCAAGGUUCUCGACAAAGAAAAGCUGCUGCCUCUGAGGGGUUGCAUAUUACAGGACAAGCUCUUGAUGUGAAUAGCAGGCAUGACAGAAGACUUAGUCCAAUCUGGUUUGCAUUAGUUGCUUCUAAUGACAAGGAUGGAUAUGCACCCCUGCCACAGAUAUCCUCCUGCUACUUGCGGGUUAAGGAUGGUAGUUUACCCGUUUCAUUUAUCAAAAAGUAUCUUGUGAAAAAACUGGAUCUUGAUAGUGAGGCUGAGGUGGAGAUCUUGUUGCGUGGUCAACCACUGAUUUCUACACAGCAACUUCACAACUUGGUAGACUUGUGGCUGCAGACAAAACCAAUAUCAGAAAGAAUAUCGGCAUCUGUGGGCAGCUCAGCCAAGUAUUUUGUAAUGGUUCUGUCUUAUAUUCGGAAGAUAGCCACAUGAAUAUGCUUCAAUGAUGUUUUUAGUUAGAGGCACCACUUUGAGGCAGCAUGAGUCUUUCCGGCAUACAUGAAUUGGCGUGGAAAAUCUUAAAUUUCUUCUGUUUUAUUAAGACCACGCAUACAUAUACGUGCUAUAUAUACAUGGCGCGCCAUGUGUCGUGACUCGUGGACAUGUCAGGGUUUAUCUUCCUUAAUUGACAAAAACUUGCUUCUACUGAAAUGAAUGAAGUAUUAUGGAA
This is a messenger RNA of Carya illinoinensis, 1615 nucleotides long. Its product is annotated as E3 ubiquitin protein ligase DRIP2. Lineage: Eukaryota; Viridiplantae; Streptophyta; Magnoliopsida; Fagales; Juglandaceae. Gene Ontology annotation, molecular function: ubiquitin-protein transferase activity. The record is from RefSeq and is a predicted model, not a curated record. The coding region runs from base 157 to 1377 and encodes 406 amino acids. The transcript has 8 exons.